AUGUUGUGGCGGUUCAUGGCCAUCCAGAUACCACUGACCCACAAGGACCACAUGGGCGAUUCCCCACACAAAUUUCCGUCUCUUGCCUUGGAUGGCCACCUUGUCGCUUCCCGGCGGAGACAUGUCGCAGUCCGAGGGCAGUACCACCGGUCCCCGUUCGGCGACGAACCCGAGGUUGCCGCGCUCGGCGACUUCAACGACCGAGUCGUCGUGUGGGUGGAGGCGCACGGGAGUCGAUCAGGUCAUCUCGAUGGCGGCAGGAAUUCCUCGCCGCUCCCGGCCCUCCCCUGGUCAUUGUCUGUCGAGAUCCUCGGUAUCCGGGACGGCACGAGAGACUCUGGACCCACGAGCACCCGCUUCGCUGCAGACCGCGCCGCGCCGAACGAUGACGUUCUCCUUCCCCCCCACUGCGCGAACCGGGACGCGCCCCUACAACAGGUGUUGUACUUGGUCGACCUCCAGUCGCCCACGACGCCUCCGUCGAGUUUCCGUUGUCCAUGUUUCAUCUUGACGUCGCUCGGAUAG
Ectocarpus siliculosus is the source of this 525-nucleotide messenger RNA. Lineage: Eukaryota; Phaeophyceae; Ectocarpales; Ectocarpaceae. The record is from the annotation of a GenBank genome assembly.